Molecule: messenger RNA, 4831 nt
Organism: Lentinula edodes (shiitake mushroom)
Lineage: Eukaryota; Fungi; Basidiomycota; Agaricomycetes; Agaricales; Omphalotaceae
Exons: 2
Coding region: 347-4756 (1469 amino acids)
Source: RefSeq, a predicted model, not a curated record
GUUCACUGGCAUCUCCCCGACCUUCUUUAUCAAAAAAUAUGUUCUUUCAAAGUAACCGACCACCUCCCGAAAACGAAAUGACAACAUUCGUCACCUGUUCAUCUUCCACAACGCAACACACCCCUAUGCACAAGAUCAGGCGUAAGCCUGCUCCAACGUUACUCAGCCCAAUAACGCCUAUCACGCCUUUACGUGCUCCCAAUGUCACUCCAGCCGGAUUGCUGCCUAAGGCAACUUCAAACAGCGCAAAACCUUCCGUAAUUCCAGUACGUAUCUCAUCGCACUAUUCGUGACUUCUAGUACAUAAUCGUUUCAGGCAUCUACUUCGAACCCAUCAAAUCCAUCCAUGAAACAGGCCCUGGUAAUUCAUACACGCACUGCCUCCAACUCCACCUCCCUCUUCACAGAUCAUCGCUAUCCUCCUCCAGACCCAAGUGAUCCGUUCGCUCCGCUCAGUGUGCUGCGAGAUCGAAGUCGCAGAUGUUCUACCAACGCAUUCCUUUCUUCGUCGUAUACGUUUGCUGCUGGCAGCGAUGAUACGGGUCAUCUCAAGGGCAAGAAAGUGGGUAUGGCGAGCUCAGACAACUUGUCAGUUGCGUCGUCGACCAAGUCUUCAUUCAUGCCGGUCAAAGGUGCUAAGAAGCCAGGUGUUAUCAGAACGUUUCCGAAUGACUUCAUCAAGGAAAAGAAGAGAUCGAAACAUCCCCAAGAAAGAAUCUCAAUGUGUUCUGUCGAGCUACACCCUGAUCCGCUUUCAUCUCACGUUCUUGAUAAGAAGGAAGACGGGGUGUUCGGUGUACUAGAAACACCUAAAAAGCGCUCUAUAACUCCUUGUCCCUCACAUUACGAAUCCAAGGUUUCUCCUCCCACCCAGUUCGGUACCUUGGGACACUACACCCCUCAUAGUCGACAAAGGACGCGAUCUUCAUUUUCGGCUCUCUCUUCUCCUUCCCCGACUUUCAAACUAUCAAAUAGAAAGCAACAUGUGCUGAUACCUGCUCCGGAUGCGCAUCCUCUUCCGAGCCUAGUCAGGGAUCGUAGCGAAAGUAGUGUCAGCGGUUCCAGUUCAAGUGGAACUGGCUAUCCAAACUACGGCGGGAACACGGGUGAACCUACGUCAACACCUGAGAGAGUCCUUCCUCCUGCCUCUGCUUCGACUUUGAGCUUGGGAGGCCCUAAUGCUUCCCACCUUGACAUUUCCGACUCUUAUGCUUUGACCAUGGCACUUUUGAGUUCGCCGCAAAAGCACCCAUACGCCCGAUCUGAUGCGUAUACUCGUUCUCAAUCUUCUUCGUCAUCCCGUGAUUCUUCACCUUGCCGAUCCGAUUAUGGGAAAGGCGUGAAGUCUGAACAAACUCCCAAAGCAGCAAAGACGAAGAAGAUUGAUAUCGGUGAUACAGAAAGGCCAACUUCCCCCAGUGGGAGUAUGUUCAAAUUAGCACGGUUCUUCACUGGAGGGAAAGUUGUUUCUCGGAAGAACAGUAUAGGAAGUCUGAAGAUUCUUGAUGGGAUUACCUCUCCCAAGAUUGAGAGGAAAAAGGCAAAUUCGCCUCCUUCCCGAGGAAGAGCAAGGUCGAGGAAACUUUCUAUAUCCUCGAUGAACAUCUCUGGACCCGUCGCUGCUCCUGUGUCGAUUCCCUUGGGGAGUGAUAUUUGCCAUCGCGUUACAGACCUCCCUCUUAUUGAGAGAUCGGCUAAUAGGCCGAGGAGUCAGACGACUUCAGGGCUACCUCCGUCAACGCUUCCAAAUAGGCUGCAUUCCAGUCCCUAUCAUCCUGAAACCUCUUUCAAGUCAUCUGCAUCUGUUAGCGCAAUCGGUAUCACUGCAGCGGAUGAAUUUUAUAUCAGAGAUCAGGGGGUAGAAGACGAAGUCAACAAGGAAUUGAACCUAUCGUUGUUGAAACCUUGGACAGCGUCGAUCCCAAGGAAGAGGAGCUCACUUUCGUUGAGCGUUCUGCCAGCGUCCAUGAGUUCAGAGGCGGGAGAAACCUGCGACGCUCCGUCGGAUAUCGUUUCAACUUUGAACCUUCCGGACACCAGCUUCGCUACAUCUGAACCCAGAAAGAACAAAGGUAGCAGUGCAAGCGCUGUGAGUGCAGGAAGUAUGGGAAGUUCGUAUAUCCAUGUCGUCGAUUCUUGCGGUGAAACCGUCGUGAAGAAUGAACCAAGAUACAAGAGGGAAGAAGAUUUUACGAGGACGGGCCCUAGGCGAGCUCCUUUGCCUCCGCGGAGCAAGACUGAAGGGCUUCUAAAAUCAACAGCGAACCAUGGUAUUGCCGGAAUCAAGUUCCCUGGGUUUCGUAGAGCCCAAAGUAGUGUUCAGGAUCCUAUUCAGGGAACUGCUUUACCUAGUACUCCCGGUAGUGUUCGGGGAUUAAAAAUUUCUAGCCCGAUGCUGCAAACUACUGUAUCCUCGAACGUCAAACUUGAUUCACCAGUAACGCUACCGUCAUCGGCAACUUUGGCUUCCCCGGUCAUGCAUUCUCCCGCCAAAGGACAUGAACGGGCGAUCUCGGAAUCCAGUUGCACAUUCUUCAAUCAUUCGUCGCCGGUUAACCCGAAGAUCCCCGAGAACGAUGAUGCAGCAUUGAGCCCUCCUCUUCCCACUACCUCCGAGCUUCGAACACUUCUUGCGCUUCCCCUCUUAGAUGAACAUGGGCAGGAAGUAAUGUUCGGAGAUAUCUUGAAUGAUCCUGCAGCGGUAAACAGUGACAAGGCUGUCAUCGUUCUCUUCAUUAGACACUUUUGGUGCCCUUUAGAUCAAGACUAUGUGCAAGAGGUUGGAGAUAUUCUACGUAGACUGUCGAAAGAUAAAGACGGAUGGCAACUCGCCACCAGUGACGGAGAGCUUCGAAUCGGUGAAGAAGGCAACAAAGCAGGCAAAAAGGCAAUUCCGGAGGUCAUCAUCAUAUCGAACGGUUCCCACGCCUUGAUUGCGAAGUAUAAGGAAAUCUUUGAUUUAGAAGCAGAGAAAGGAUCGAACCUGAAGGUCAAAAUGUAUACUGAUCCGACUUGCCGAACUUAUGGCAUUCUGGGGAUGGAAAAUGUGGGUGAAGCCUGUAUCGGUGUCGUCUCCACGCCUUCCACGUUGAAGCAUAGUUCUACCAUUUCAAGCCCUCCUGACAGUCUCACGUCAAGAAGAGGCCGGGGUGGUAUCACACCUUACAAAUACGAUGCAGAAGUCCCGUUGGCUAGGAUUGACUAUCGAACUCCGCCUAGAAAAAAUAUCCAAGCUUCAUCCCCUCCAUCGGCAAGCGCUAACAUCGACUCCCGAUCUUGCCCCGACUCCCCUUCGCCCUCUGCAAUGCUCUCUGUGCUUGAAACAUCCGAGCCGGCCUCGGCUCGUUCGGUAUCACCUCUGUCAAUCAAUAGUACGCACGUAUCCACCUCCCGAUCGUAUGUCAAGCACACGUCGGUCAUUGGCGGUAUUGCUACAGUUGUUCUGCGGGCCAUCAAGGUAGGCAUGCCAGUAUGGGAGAAAGGCGGAGCAAUCAAACAGCUUGGUGGUGAACUUGUGUUUAGAGUGAUGAAAGAACAAUCAUAUGAUCAAGAGACCGGGCGGGAUCCCGAAAUGCAAGUUGCAUGCGUGUUUGCUCAUCGAAUGAGAAAUACUCAAGACCACACUCCCUUUGGAGACGUUCUCAAGAUUGCUCUCACUUCCUCUCCAUCAAAUGAUUUCGUCUCUUUUUGUCCUUCUGCUGCUCGCAUGACUCUUUCAAGUAUCAAUCAUUCGGCUUACUCCCUUAGACGGUCGUCAAAAGCUAUGCACUCUCCUUAUGAAUGCUCUACUCCUCCAUUGCGUGGAUCUCAAACUGCAUCGUCUGCACCAUGUAGCCCGUCCAAGCCCUCGCGUCGCAGAACUCAGACCGAUGUAUAUACAACGCACACAUCGACUGAGGGGACAGCAUGGUGGGUCGCUUCAACAGACGAGGGGGAGGAAGUCCUGAGCGACGAACCUCCGGAGGAUGAGCGGGUGAUGCAUGAUUCAGUGCUGGAUACCCUGAAAGAUGGACCUGUAGGCACAUGGGGAGAUAAAUUACACAUACUCCGAACGCGAGUGGCACAGGAUGGAAACAGGGAUGUAUCGGACUCCAUCAGAGGGAUUAGAGUAAGGGAUUCUAUUUGCUCAAGCAACGGUACCGCAACGGAUACUUCGAUUAAGGCGAUACGAGCCAAACGAGUUCCAAGAGGUCCUCGAAUGCGUAUGCAGAGCGUCAGUGCAGAGAGUCUGACAGCAAGUCGAAGUCGAGAUACGGUAAAGAGCUUUGGUUCCGGGAUGGAGGGUAUCGAAAGUGUGAUGGAGUACGGGGAGUCCAUCAGUUCGCCGGACUUGAGUAUUUUUGGACAGCUAGCGAUUGCUACGGGAGGUCCUUCAGAGAAUCGUUGGAGGAGACGGCGUGCGACGGAUUCCACAUCAACUCUCAACUCGAGUCUAUAUUAUGAUGCUCAUGAAGGAUUGUUGGGAAUCACUGACAAUGAUGAAGAAGAACUUUCCAGAUCGGUCGCGGUCGGUGUGGUACCUAUUGUUAGCCGUCCUGCUUCGAGGCUGUGGUGCGAAGAAAACGUUGCUUCCUCAGAGUGCCAGGAUCAAACCUUCGACAGCCUGCAGAGUAACGACACAAGUGCUGACCGGAUUGACCAGCUCACCUCCCUAUGCUCAGAAACAUCGGAUGAUGAUUACGAGGAAAAUGCAGAGAAGUUGAGAGAAUUGUUAGUGAUUCGUGCCAGUAGCAGUAUCCGGGGUAGGGGCAUUUGAGACGAAUGGAGCGAGGAAAAAGAAAACAAAAAUUGUUCAACGGGCUUUCUGGGUUUGUCCGAUGAAGAUAUUUUG